This is a messenger RNA of Hemicordylus capensis (graceful crag lizard), 273 nucleotides long. RefSeq names its product harakiri, BCL2 interacting protein (gene HRK). The transcript has a single exon. Lineage: Eukaryota; Metazoa; Chordata; Lepidosauria; Squamata; Cordylidae. Bases 1 to 273 code for a protein of 90 amino acids. The record is from RefSeq and is a predicted model, not a curated record.
AUGUGCCCCUGCGCGCUGCCCGGCCGCCCCCCGGCCGCCUGCGCCUGCAGCCCGGGCAGGGCGCGCGUCUCGGGGGCGCAGCGCACCGCGGCGCGCCUUAAGGCGAUCGGCGAUGAGCUGCAAGCCCGGACGGCGGCGGCGGCGGCGGCGGCCGCGGCGGGGAGGGCUGCGCGGCCGCGGAGCCGCCGGGCGUCCGCCGCUGGCACCGGCCUGGCCACCUCCUUGGCGCUGCUGGCCGCCUUGGCCUGGCUGAGCCGCAGGGGGCGCCUCUAA